AUUCUCCUUACUAGCAUUUUGCUUUUCCAUCUUGAAAUUGAAAUAUAUUUUUUGAGAAGUUAGUUGUUUUUGGUGCGGGUCUAAAAUGGCUGGUCGAGGUAAGACUCUCGGAUCAGGGGCGUCAAAGAAGGCGACAUCAAGGAGUAGCAAGGCCGGCCUUCAGUUCCCGGUGGGUCGUAUCGCUCGGUUCCUUAAGGCUGGGAAAUAUGCUGAACGUGUCGGAGCUGGAGCUCCGGUUUAUCUCGCCGCUGUUCUUGAAUACCUUGCGGCUGAGGUUCUCGAGCUUGCUGGAAAUGCAGCCAGGGACAACAAGAAAACCCGAAUCGUGCCUCGCCAUAUACAGCUCGCUGUUAGGAACGAUGAGGAGUUGAGCAAACUACUCGGAGACGUAACGAUUGCCAAUGGAGGUGUGAUGCCCAACAUACACAAUCUCCUGCUCCCCAAGAAAGCUGGAAGCUCCUCCAAGGCAGCCGGCGGUGACGACGACUAAACCCAGAUCGAUUACUUUAGAUUCUGAAACCUGUAUCCUCUUUCGCCACGGUUUGAUGUGAUUCCUUAAUGGAACAGUUAUUGAAUUUUAGCUUUGAUUGUUGUCAAUAGUUUCUUGAAGAGGAGGAAGAAGAA
This is a messenger RNA of Hibiscus syriacus, 624 nucleotides long. Its product is annotated as probable histone H2A.3. The record is from RefSeq and is a predicted model, not a curated record. Gene Ontology annotation, cellular component: nucleosome. NCBI's taxonomy places the organism in Eukaryota, Viridiplantae, Streptophyta, Magnoliopsida, Malvales, Malvaceae. Gene Ontology annotation, molecular function: protein heterodimerization activity; structural constituent of chromatin; DNA binding. The coding region runs from base 86 to 490 and encodes 134 amino acids. The transcript is spliced from 2 exons.